Pollicipes pollicipes is the source of this 2178-nucleotide messenger RNA. Its product is annotated as Fanconi anemia group D2 protein. Lineage: Eukaryota; Metazoa; Arthropoda; Thecostraca; Pollicipedomorpha; Pollicipedidae. The record is from RefSeq and is a predicted model, not a curated record. Gene Ontology annotation, biological process: homologous chromosome pairing at meiosis; mitotic intra-S DNA damage checkpoint signaling; double-strand break repair involved in meiotic recombination. Gene Ontology annotation, molecular function: DNA polymerase binding. Gene Ontology annotation, cellular component: condensed chromosome; nucleus.
ACGGCGGCCGGCUGCGCGGCGGCGGCGCGCGCCGGGCACCAGGACUCGCUGCUGCGCCUGCUGCUCAACAUGGACGAGCUGCAGGCGCCGCUGGUCACCCUGAUGGUGGAGCGGCUGCUGGAGGUGGCCUACAGUGUCAGCUCCGGCGAGGACCACAGCUUGCCGCGCCUCAUCCUGGCCAACCUGCAGCGGCUGGACCGGCUGGCCGACGCCGGCGCCGUCUCGCAGAAGAUGCUGGAGCUGCUGCAGGGGGCGCCGCCGGAGGUACAGAACGACAUCAUCACGUUCCUGCCCGAGAUUGUCGACGACGCCAGCCACCCGAAGGUGGCCGAAGAGCUAUGCAAGCUGUUCUACUCGUCGCCGGACCUGUCGGUGGCGAUCCUGGACUCGCUGCCGGGCCUCAGCCUGUCGCCGCAGGCGCUGCUCGACGUCAAGCACUCGGUGCAGAAGACGCUGCAGGCGGCGCGACCCGAACACCUGCCGGUCGUCGUCAAGUUCCUGCUCGAGGACGCGGGCCGUGCUGAAGAGCUGAUCGCCGACCUGCGGCGGCGGGUGCGGCUGGGCCGUCCGACCGACCUCCUCUCGCAGCGGCACGGAGCCCCCGACGACAGCGCCAACCACGAGAUGGCGCUGCUGCAGAACGUCAGGUUCGCCUUCCAGGUGGACAAGCGGCAGCACAUGUCCUGGCUCAAGGCGCUGGACGCCGUCUGUCCGCCGGAGGUGCACCACCCGCUGGACGUGCUGCUGCUGCUGCAGCUGCACGACACUGCCCCCGCCCGCCAGCGGCUGGUAGAGGCCGUGCUCCGGAAGAAGGUGCGCGCCGGCCACUUCAGCCGCGCCGUGCUGCGAGACACGUUCGCCGCGCACGCACAGACGCUGAAGCAGUUCAUCUCCACGCUGCGCCGCUUGGCGGCGUUCCUGCUGCGCUGCUCUGAGCCGUCCCUCUCCGACUACGGGGCUGAGAUUUACCGACUGGGCUUCGUCUCGUUCUCCGGCUACCACCAGCAGGAGAUGGUGAUCGGCCUGCUGUCGCACUCGAGCGACCCGCCGGCCACGCGCCAGGCGGCGCUGCGGCUCUUCCAGACGCUGGCCGAACACAACACCGACGCGCUGGCACGGUACUCCGGCUUCCUCAAGAGCUGGCUGGACCUGUUGGACCAGCUGACGCUGCCCGAGGCGCGCCAGCUGAUGGAGGUGCUGAGCACGCUGGCGUUCCGCGCGCCGCAGGAGGCCGCCUCGGUCGGCGACGAGCUUAGACUGCUGGUGCACAAGCAGCUGGCCAGCUCGUAUAAGCGUCUGGGUGUGAUCAGUGUGCUGAUGGCCAUCAAGUGCCGGCAGAACAGCGGCGACACGAGUACCACCACCGUCAGCAGCGGGGACAGCCAGCUGGGAAGCUUGGUCUGGCGUGCCGGACUCGACGCUAAGAUCGAGAACUGGAUCUGCGACCAGCUGAUGGACGAGUUCCAGGAGACGUUCGUGGUGGACCUGCCGGACAGCGAGCCGCAGUGUGACGCCCUGCAGCUGGCGCUCAAGCACGGCCUCGAAGAGCCGACGGUCGGCGAGAUCGCACUCAACAUCAUGCCCAUUGUACUGGAGAGCGGCGAACGGCUGGUGACGCUCUGCGCGCACUUCCGCCUGCUGCGCAUGAAGGGGAAGGCCAAGUCGCCGAACGGCACGCUAAACCAGAGCGGGCUGACCCAGCUGGAGAAGCCGACAGCCGAGGAGCGGCCGCCGGCGCCAGAGGAGCCCGGCCCGCAGCUGAGCGGCUACAGGCCGUUCCUGCGCGAGCUCGACAUGGACGUGUACAAGCUGCUCUACAGAAGGCUCUCGCUCACAGACAACACCAGCGAGGAGGUGAGCGGCUGCUGCCUCGGCUUCGCCCACCUGGACCUGCUGCCGGAGGCCAGCGUGGCCCGCCAGGCGGUGACGCUGCUCAAGCCGCUCAGCCUCAUCGCCGACACCAUCGUCGGCAUGUUCAGGUCGCAGAUAGCGGACAACGACGGCGUGCUGGACGGGCCGGGCAUGUUCGGCGAGGAGCCGAGCCGGCUGGCCGGCUGCCUGUCGGCCGUGUACCGGAUCGUGGCGCUGCUUCUCUCCUGGCCGGGCUUGGCCGAGCCCGACAACCAGCAGCUGGCGCACGACGCCGUGGCGAACCUGCGCCUCAGCGACGGAGGCUGA